AUGCCUUCCCUGAAGCCCCGAAUUUAUUGCGAUUCCUGGGAUGAUGACUGUAGCAACUCCAGCUGGAACAGUUGGGGUCGCUGGGUCGCUUUUGCCGUCAUCGUUGCCAUCGCCUUUUUGAUAUUCUUUGCUUUCGCUUGCUUCAACGCUCGUCGCCGUCGUUCGCACGGCCAACAGCCCUACACCGGCACAUCAUGGAUGGCACCACCUCCUGGUCCUCCACCACCUCACGAGUCUGGAUACCAGCAGCCUUACUACCCGAACAAUAACGACCCCUACUUCCAGCACCAGCCGCCACCACAGUACUCCGCCAACCCGCAGAACUACGGCUACUUUGGCGCACAGGCACCGCCGCACCAGCAGCAAAAUGGCAUCGAAUUGCAAGCACCUCAGAAUGCCUAUAAUGCUUCCGGUGCCCGAGACUAUGCUCCUCCCACGGGUCCUCCUCCGGCUAAGAAAUGA
Molecule: messenger RNA, 462 nt
Organism: Penicillium verhagenii
Lineage: Eukaryota; Fungi; Ascomycota; Eurotiomycetes; Eurotiales; Aspergillaceae
Product: resistance to Congo red protein
Exons: 3
Coding region: 1-462 (153 amino acids)
Biological process (GO): vesicle-mediated transport
Cellular component (GO): intracellular membrane-bounded organelle
Source: RefSeq, a predicted model, not a curated record